AUGUCCAAACUCGAUCUCAGUGAUGCUAAAGUGAAACAGGCUCUUGAUGAUGUUACCAACUCAAAGCUUGUUUAUGCUCUCUUAAAACAUGAAGGAGUCUCCAACAAGGUGAUUGUAGCCUCAACCGGAAAUGGUCUUCGUGAUAUGAUUGAUGAUUUGAAUGAUGGAACCAUCAUGUAUGCUUUGAUCCGUUUCGUAAUUAAUGAUGCAACCAAGUUUGUUUAUGUGGGAUGGUGUCCAGAGGGUAUUGCUAACCAAAUCUUCAAAGGAAAAUUCCAAAACUGGAAUAAGGACAUGGAAUUUUAUCUUAAGGGAAGAUAUCACUUGUCCAUCUAUGCUCGUAAUGAAGAAGACAUUGAUGAAGAAGCUUGGAUUAAAAAGUUGAAAAUUAGUGCUGGCUCUUCUUAUACUCAAACUUCCAAUGUGAAAGAUUUGACAGUUUCACAAGCAAAACAAAACAUUGUAACCGCUAAAACUGAAGUCAAGAAAACCGAAGUGGCAAUCAAUGAAAACGAAAGAAACAAAUUUUGGCAACAAGAGCAAGAACGUCUCAAACAACAAGAACAAGAAAAGAAAAAUCCUGUCACAAGAAAUGAUUACAAAAAAACAGACGAAAGAAAUCAAUUUUGGCAACAACAACAAUCUUCCACUUCUUCUUCUGGUGUUGUAAAGAGUUCUGAUCGUGUGAAUGAAAUUCAACAAUUGAGAUCAACUUCUAACAAUUACUGGAAGCAACAAGAAGAACAACCAUCUCAAACUGAAACAAAACCAAAAGAAAUCAUUCGUGGCAAUAAGGAUUUAUUCAAAAAGUUUGAGAAUUUGAGUGUUCAACAACAAGAAGAGCAACCAAGACCAAAACCACCAAUUUCAACUGGAGCCACCAACAAGAAACCACCCAUGUUCCAACCACCUCCACAACCACCAAGAUUUGACGAUGAGGAAGAAGAGAAUAAUACUCAACAACAAUAUGAAGAAGAUCAAUCAUAUAAUCAAGGUCAUCAAUCUAAUGCAUGGGAGGAAGAGGAACAACCUCAACAACAAGAGCAAUACUAUGAAGAGCCUCAACAACAGCACUAUGAAGAGGAACAACCUCAACACUAUGAGGAGGAGCCUCCACAACCACCUCCAAGCAGUUCUGGUUUUUCUAAGCCUGCCAAACCAAAGGGAUAUAUGGAAAAACAAAUUGAACAGGGCCGUAUCUCACCAACAGAGGUCGAAGAACUCACCAAGCCAACCAAACUUCCACCUCCUCCAAUUCCAAGCAAGCCAAAGAGAAAAGAAUUGGUUGCUCUCUAUGAUUUUGAUGCCCAAGAAGGAGAGCUCUCAUUCCGUGAGGGUGAAAUCCUCUACUUAGUUCAAGACGAAGGAGAAUGGUGGAUGGCUGAAAAUGCCGAUGGUCAACAAGGUUACAUUCCUUCAAACUAUGUAGAAAUGAAAUAA
Naegleria fowleri is the source of this 1440-nucleotide messenger RNA. RefSeq lists its product as uncharacterized. Lineage: Eukaryota; Heterolobosea; Eutetramitea; Acrasida; Naegleriidae. Gene Ontology annotation, cellular component: actin filament; site of polarized growth; plasma membrane. Bases 1 to 1440 code for a protein of 479 amino acids. Gene Ontology annotation, molecular function: actin filament binding. Gene Ontology annotation, biological process: regulation of actin filament polymerization. The transcript has 5 exons. The record is from RefSeq and is a predicted model, not a curated record.